AACAUCCGAUAAGUUGUUCCUGCUUUUAGGAAGUGAAGCUAGAGCGGUGUUUAUACACCAGACGGGACUGUCAAAUCGAUAUUUGAGACACUCUAUAGGUGUGUCUCAAGCGUCCCAUGUUUUAACGAAAUUGUUUAGAUGUUACUCAGAGGGGGGCACAGUGUUGUGUAAGGUUAUUCGUCAUUUCUCGCAAGCGCUAGUCAAGUGACACAAUAAACAGGCAGUGGCUUUUGUGGAUGUUGUGGGGGUUUAAUUAGACGAACGUCAACUCGUUGUCCUCAAAAUGUUUCUGUUCACGAAAAAGAAGAAACCCAGUGAGGAUUCCAAGAAACGAUUUGAGUACCAGUUGUGCUUGGCCAAAGAAGCAGGGGCUGAUGAUGUCCUGGAUAUUUCUGCCUGUGAGCUUACAGAGGUUCCUUCCAGUGCCUUUUCCAUCUGUAAAGUUCUCCAGAAAAAAGUCUUUAUUCUCCAUGGAAAUUAUUUAAAAUCAUUUAUACCUAAAGGUUGCUGCAUUACUGCCUUAGCAACCAUAAAGGUUUUGGAUCUCCAUGAUAAUAAGCUGACAUCACUUCCCGAUGACCUGGGGCAGCUUUUGUCUUUACAGGUGCUGAAUGUAGAAAAGAAUCAAAUUAAACAACUGCCGGACACUAUAGGGGAUCUACGGCAUCUACAGACACUUAAUGUGAAAGCGAACUGCCUUACCGUGAUUCCUGUAUCUGUGGGUCGGAUGAGCAGUCUGCGUACACUGGACCUAAGUGAAAACAGCAUCAGAGAGCUACCCAAGGAACUGGCCUGUGCUCGCACUUUGGAAAGCCUGAUCCUGGAUGCAAAUGUUAUGAGCUAUCCUCCUGCAUCAGUGUGUACAGGUGGCACAGAGGAAAUUCAGCAGUAUCUUUGCUCAGAAAUGGGUCUGGAUUAUUGCCCUCCAUCCCAGUAUCUCCUGCCUGUGUUGGAGCAUGACGGAGCGAAGCCAGAUGAGGAUUGUGUUGAUGGGGAGGAGAUGUCUUGGCAGAUCAAAUACAUGGACUAUGAGAAGAGAAAGGAACAGAAACAGCAGGAAAAGGUGAUAUUUGAGAAGGAGCUAGAGGAGAAACAGAGAGAGCACACUCAACUCCUCUUUCUCAACAACUCCCGCAAAGAAGACGCUCUGCUGUUUGUCAAAAAGGAGCAGGAACGGUUAGAAUUUGGUGUGUCUCAGCAGCAAAAGGCCCAAGAAGCAGAGAGGCAGAAGAUGCUUGAUAAAGUGCGUCAGGCAGAGAGAAGCUUUAUGAGUCGUGUCUCUGAUCUCCUGCUUGAUAACAACCGGCAAGCACAGAGUGCCACCUUUCUGCAAGCUCUGGAAAAGGAUCGAAUACGAAUAGAACACCUUACUGCCAUCACACAGGAAGAAGCAGACUCUUUAAGGAAGAAGGAAGUGGCAAGUGCCAUGCAGAGGAUGCUGUUUGAGAGUUACUCUCUGCGAUUAGUGCAGGAAGCCAGUGACACCAAAAAACAGAUUCUAGUGUCCGAGGCCUGCAGGAGUUUGGACUAUUUGGAUAAAAAAUUUGAUGAAGUUUUGUCCCUGCAGCAGCUAGACAAAAGCAAAGCCAUUAGUCAGAUCAUCCAAGAGGAACAAAUGCAGAAGGCUGCUUUUGAGGCCCUUCAGCUCCAGAAAGACAGCGUGCACGCUUACAUCCGCAAUCAGAUUAAACUCAUAGAGGCAGAGUUAUUGCAGUUGACAAAGCUGGAGGUUAAGAGGAGGAAUUUGGACACUGAGAACCUGCAGGAGGUGCUGGCUGAGCAAAGGACGGCUCUGACUGAUGUUCUGCAACAGUUACUCAAACAAAAGGACCAAAGGGAGACGGAGCUCAAGCAGGUCCUGGUGGAGUUAGAGCAGAAGAGUGAAUCCAAUCAACAGAACUACUGGAUGAUCCAAUAUCAGAGACUCCUGGAUGCCAAACCACUGUCUCUGCGUAUGCAGGAGGCAGCUGUGGAUAGAGAGCUUGGGAAUCUACUGUGUAAACUCUCUGCUCAACAUUACCUGCCAGUCAUAGCUCACCACCGAAUCACUGCUGAGGCCUUGCGUCACAUGACCACCAAAGACCUUAGCAAGCUGGGGAUCAAUGAGGUUGGUGUGCAGAAAGCUCUUCUUCAUUGGGCCAGGGAUCGCACCUAUUCUGACCCAAUGCUUAAAACAGGCCGAGAGGAAACUGGUCUGUUUUUGCCUAACGCUCAACAGCAGCUUACUCCUCCUCUGACCCCUAACACCCCCAAUACCCCCACUGCCCCCAGUCCUGAUGGACACAGCAGCUCUGAGUGUGUGGUGUGCAUGGAGCGUGAGUCACAGGUGAUAUUUCUGCCUUGUGGUCAUGUGUGCUGUUGUCAGACCUGCAGCAACGCCCUACAGUCCUGUCCACUGUGCCGUGCUUCUGUGUCUCAACGUGUUCGCCUCUACCUCGGCUGAAGAUGGCAAGUUUUCACCUUGAUCUUCUAUGAUUUAUACCUCAUGCAUCAUCGUUGUUGUUCCUUCCUCCCAUGUACUGCAUGAAAUGGAUGUCUGUGAACCUUUAAGCACUUUUAAAGUUAGUGGAUUUUCUCAACUCCUCCCACUGUAACUAGCCAAUCAAAGAGGAACUGCAAGACUGACCCCUGUUUUAUAGACAUAACAUAUAUCAUAACUUUUAACCAUUCAAUUACAUUAAAAGCAAAAGUAUUUGCUUAACAGUUUAUAUAUCAAUAUCUCUUCGUAUUAAGCAUUAGUACUGCCCUCAAUAUACCUGCUUUAGAUAAAGCACUUGUGCCUUUUCUGUAUUUUAUAUGUACUCGUCUGGGUGCAUUUUAAUCAUUUCAAAUUCUCAAUCACACGUUUCUCUGACACCUUUCAUGUUACUCAAGUUUCAUUAGGAUACAAUCAGACAACCUAAAAACAUAAAGAUACUGAAAUUAUUCCGGUAUCUUGACAUAUUUAGGUUGUUGUUUUAAUAAGGAAUUUUUUGCAUUUUUAUUUCGUUGUAGAAACUACAAAAAAAUAAGAUUAAACUUUAGAUAUGUUUUUAUUUGACCCAGGAGAAUAGGAAAUAAGUUCAAGGUGAAAUCAUUUCUGACACUGUAUGUUGCUCUAUACCUCUCCACAUCACUCAACUGGGUUUACUGUUUACACAUUUAGUGACUUAAUUUUAUUAAAUAUCUUAGUGUAUUUCUGCACUCUUAUAUGCAAGCUGCUUAUCAAGUCACUUCUUGUACAGAAUAAAAAACAGACAUUUUUCUGCCCGUCUGCCUGUAAGUGAAACACUGCUAUGAUUUUAAGUAAUAAUCUUAUAAAUAUGUAGUAUCAGCAUACCCUCUAUCCGAAAUAUAUAUCACAAACCAUUAAUGUGAUUGCAGUGUGCAAUACAGUUUUGCUGCACUGGACAAUUUUCUGUACAGCUGUGUUAAAUCAUUAUAUAUAUACACUACAGUGAAUGCACCAAAAAUUGUUAGACCAUACUAGAAUAUAAACUAGUUAUGUUAGUAACUUGGGUAUGCAUUGUGCAGUUCUGUCUUUUUAUUGAGGUUGGAGUUAUUUGAUUCCCCACAAAUAGCACUGUAACUGAUAACAGUGAGAUUGUAUAAUAAUGUUAUAUGUAUUUACCAUAAACAUGCUGUCUUUACAUGAUUUCCUUUGUCCAUACUGUAUAUUCAUGCUAUAGUGUUAUUUCUCAAGUUCUUUAUUUUUACCAAACCCAUCAUACACACUAAAAAUGUCUGGGUUAUUUUUACCCAUAAUGGGUAAAAAUAUUGGACAGAAGACACUGAUGGGUUAAAAUGACCCAAUGUUGGGUUCUUUUAAUAACCUAAAAAUGCUGGGUUAUUAUACCCCAUGGUUGGAUAAAAUUAGCAUUUUUAACCCAGCAUGUGUUCUUUCCACUAUUUACCCAUUAUGGGUCAAAAAUAACCCAGAUCUACUAUUUUUUUGUUUUUGUUGUGUGGACUAUUAUGGCUGUCAAGACUUCUGCAAAAUAAACUUCACAUUUUGCAUGACUUUAAAUAAACUUGAACAUGAAUUUAAAUAAAGAAUAAUAUUAGAUUUUAUUGUAUGUUUACCAAUCAUGUUUUCCAUUUGUUAAUACCUGCCUUGCAUGAUUAAUAAAUGAAAGUUAAGCUUUCGGUACUAGCACUCA
This is a messenger RNA of Misgurnus anguillicaudatus (oriental weatherfish), 4139 nucleotides long. It is a transcript of the gene lrsam1, whose product is annotated as leucine rich repeat and sterile alpha motif containing 1. Gene Ontology annotation, molecular function: protein binding. Lineage: Eukaryota; Metazoa; Chordata; Actinopteri; Cypriniformes; Cobitidae. The record is from RefSeq and is a predicted model, not a curated record. Gene Ontology annotation, cellular component: cytoplasm.